GUCUGCAGCAGGAAGAACCAGGUAAUUUAUUUUCACUGUGCACUAAAAGCACAGCCCAACCGACGCUGCAAUGCUUGCGGUUCACCUAUCCAAAAGCAAAGGCUGGACUGAGUCUGAAUAUCUCCGAUUCAUGCCCAAGCAUGUGCAAAUGUGCACCUGAAGAGAUUAUCCACUGUAACAGAGCAGGACUGAGAGCCCUCCCUGGAGAAAUAGCAGCAUCUACUGUCUCUUUAAACCUCUCCAAUAAUUAUUUGCAGAUUCUCACAACCAAUACCUUCAGAAACCUGACUUUCCUCCACAGCCUCUGGCUAGAUGGAAACAAUCUGACUUUCCUGUCCCCAGGGACCUUCCACGCUCUCAGCAAGCUGCGAGAGCUGCACCUCAGCAGGAACUCACGUCUCACCUACCUGCAUGCAAACACUUUCAGAGGACUAUUAAACCUCAUCAGCCUGGAUUUGUCCCACUGCAACAUCUUUGAAAUCCACCCACUUCUAUUUUCACACCUACCUUCUUUAGAAAGACUUGAUUUAGCCUCCAAUAACAUGCGGUAUGUCCCACAAGCCUUUAGGAAUCUCUCCAGCCUCACAAGGCUGUCCCUGGAGGGCAACCACAUAGAAGCCAUUGGCAGAGAUUCCCUGAAGGACCUGGAAACCCUGUACGAUCUGAAUCUGAGGAAGAAUCGGAUAUGGAUCAUUCAAAAUGGCGCUUUUAAGAAGCUUCUCAGAUUGGGCGUGUUAAAUUUAGGACACAACUUCAUCGCUGAUUUGCCUAAUCAGCUUUUCGACGGGUUGAUCCAGCUCAAGACCAUGCACCUUGAAGCCAACAGAAUCACUGCUGUUGACUGCACCUUCAGACAUCUGCUGAACUUGAGAAACUUGUACCUGAACAACAACCAGAUCUCCCUCAUCUCAGACUCUGCUUUCUCGUACUUAAACAAGCUGCACUUCCUUCACCUGAGCAAGAACAACCUUAGCUCCCUACCCAUCCGCUUGUUCGCUGAACUGCCAAAACUGAAGUAUGUGUUUUUAUCCCACAACCCCUGGAAAUGCGACUGCAAGAUGCUUUGGUUCUGGCGGUGGACCGCAACACGCAGGGGAGUGAUCGAAGGGCUGCACUGUGCCUUCCUGGGCUCUCACAACACCACAGCGCUCAAUGUCCCCCAUCCAGGGGACCUGAUGGACUGCAUGGUGCCACCUGAGCUGGCAAGUGAAGACAAGUGCAGGGUGGUGGGUAUCAGCACGGCUCCCGGGCCCCCCACUCUCCCCAGCAAGGUCAUCCUGCUGGCACUUGUCUGCCACAUGUGGUAUUUUGUGAGGGGAUGGGUCGCCUCCAUGGCCACAUUUUGACAAUAUUUACAUUAUAAAGUGGAGGCCAUUUAUUUAUUUUCUUACCAUUUGUUUGUGAACAAUGUUUUUCAUUACAGGUAGAUUUUAUAUGGAAAUAGAGGGAUUUUAUUAUAUAGGAAUAAACGCUUUCAUUCGUGGACAAUGCUCAAA
Molecule: messenger RNA, 1496 nt
Organism: Grus americana (Whooping crane)
Lineage: Eukaryota; Metazoa; Chordata; Aves; Gruiformes; Gruidae
Product: nyctalopin-like
Exons: 2
Coding region: 141-1346 (401 amino acids)
Cellular component (GO): plasma membrane
Molecular function (GO): protein binding
Source: RefSeq, a predicted model, not a curated record